Molecule: messenger RNA, 416 nt
Organism: Gopherus flavomarginatus (Mexican gopher tortoise)
Lineage: Eukaryota; Metazoa; Chordata; Testudines; Testudinidae
Gene: ATP5ME
Product: ATP synthase membrane subunit e
Exons: 4
Coding region: 82-297 (71 amino acids)
Biological process (GO): proton motive force-driven ATP synthesis
Molecular function (GO): proton transmembrane transporter activity
Source: RefSeq, a predicted model, not a curated record
CCGCUUACACGUUCCCAUAAUUCUGCGCGGUGGGUGCGCUCUCUUCUCGCGUCAUUUCCGGCUCAUUCCGGUUUCGCCGAGAUGGUUCCCCCGGUGCAGGUGUCGCCGCUCAUCAAGCUCACCAGGUACUCAGCCCUGCUGGUGGGGAUGCUCUACGGGAAGAAGCGGUAUGACUACUUAAAGCCUGUUGCUGAAGAGGAAAGAAGAAUAGAAAGUGAAGAGAAAAAGAAGCGUGAAGAAUUGGAACGAGUUGCGAAAGAACUGGCAGAAGCCAGUGAAGAGUCUAUACUGAAAUGAACAAAUUGCAUUGGACGUCAUUUUCAUCUUCAGCAAAAUCUGAAUCCUUGAAUUAGCUAUGUUAAGUUCAUUUAAGCACUAUAUUUACUGUUUCCAUCAAUAAAUACUUGUGAACAGUA